This is a messenger RNA of Sceloporus undulatus (fence lizard), 3408 nucleotides long. It is a transcript of the gene BTF3L4, whose product is annotated as basic transcription factor 3 like 4. Bases 161 to 637 code for a protein of 158 amino acids. The transcript has 6 exons. Lineage: Eukaryota; Metazoa; Chordata; Lepidosauria; Squamata; Phrynosomatidae. The record is from RefSeq and is a predicted model, not a curated record.
AAUCGGGGGAGAGGGGCGGAGCCAAAAUCAUGUGAUCCGAGGCCUUUUUAAAGAAAAACCUCGGGCCCCCUUCCCUCCCUCCCUCCCUCCUCGGAGCCGCCAUUUUGUUCUUGCCGCGUGUGUUUCCUGCGGAGGGUUCGACGGACUGAGAUAAAACAAGAUGAAUCAAGAAAAAUUGGCGAAACUUCAGGCUCAGGUCCGAAUAGGUGGAAAGGGUACAGCUCGUAGAAAGAAGAAGGUAGUACACAGAACAGCCACAGCUGAUGAUAAAAAACUUCAGAGUUCACUGAAAAAAUUGGCAGUAAAUAAUAUUGCUGGUAUUGAAGAGGUGAAUAUGAUAAAAGAUGAUGGAACAGUUAUCCAUUUCAACAAUCCCAAGGUCCAGGCUUCUCUGUCUGCAAACACUUUUGCAAUUACUGGUCAUGCUGAAGCUAAACCUAUCACAGAAAUGCUCCCUGGCAUCUUAAGCCAGCUGGGUGCUGACAGCUUAACUAGUCUCAGGAAGUUAGCUGAACAGUUCCCAAGGCAAGUGUUGGAUAGCAAAGUACCAAAAUCAGAAGAUAUUGAUGAAGAAGAUGAUGAUGUUCCCGAUCUUGUAGAAAACUUCGAUGAAGCAUCAAAAAAUGAAGCUAAUUAAUUCAUUAAUAGUUCUGGAAGUUGACAUGGACUAGAUUUAAGAAAUCAGCUGUGUGGUUCCAAAGUUUUACAGAAACAAUGAACAUUACCCGUUUACUAGUUCAGUAAUAUAAAAUAUUUUGUAUUUUAAUUAUGCUGCUUGUUCAGCAUUUCCUUUCAGUCGAUUUUUGCAUUUUGCACUUCCUCCCAGGAUCUACCUUUUCAGUUAAAAAGAAGAAAUAAGACAUUUUCAGUGCAGAUUAAGGAGUGUGUGCCUGUGUGUGGAUGUGUGGAUGUCGUUUUAUGUAACAGUUGAGAGGGAAAUGGAGAACAGAUAUGUUUGACUCCCUUCUCCUUAUAAAGUAGAAAUAAAACAAGUCUUUAAUUUGGUUACAGUAACUUUUCUUAUUGCAACCAAGCAGUCUCAUUAAACAGUGAAAAGUGAGUCUUACCUGUCCACAUUUCAUGUAUUCCCAGUGCAGCUCAUUAAGUAGCAUUUGGGUUUAAAAUAGUAAAAAGUCUUUAUUGUCCAUUUUUCAUGAAGUCCAGAUACUACUCACUAAUUAGCAUUUUGUUUUAAUUUUCUGUGUUAACUAUUGUGUUUGCAAAUGUAUUUCUCUUCCAUAUUGAUGGUGUAUCUGUGUAGUUUCCCAUCAGCUAACUUUUGAUUUUGAAGUGUACCAAAGACAGGAUAUUAACAUGCAUGUUUGUUUCAACAUCUCUCUUAAAAAAAACCCACCACUUCAGAGCUUUUCCCCCUCUAUAAAGCUCUUCUUCCUUCAGUUUAAUACUUAACUUUCAUUCACAUGUUAUGGGAUAAUCUACUUGCCUUGGAUAAAAGCAUUAUUCUUUAAAGUGCUACCUGUCUCAUACGAGGAGGUGCCAACCCUGCAUCUGUGGCCUGCACUCUGUAAAGAGGCCAAAUUAUAUGCUUGUUCAGGGUAGCUGGGAGAAGCCCACAGUAUCUGUGAUUGUGAUAAAGGUUAGAGGUUAUAUUCUGCUCAGUGAUGAAUCCAAUGCUUUGUGGUUUCUCCUUGGUACAAUUAUCUGUCUUUCAGUUAGAUCCCUCUUUCAAAGUGCUGAGUGCUGUUCAACCCUUUUCAUCUUGGCUAAGCAGUGCUCAUCUUGACUUGUGGGUAUAUUUUUCAGUGGUAUUACUCAACUUUUGAUAGGAGGCUAUCUUCUUUCCUCAGAUUUUCAGUAGGAAAUGGUGCAUUGUUGUGCACAGCUAGAUCAUUUGUUAUAAGAUGUAAAACAGUUCUAGUGUUAUAAUUUAGCUCCUAAGAGUAUGUGAGCCACUGUCUUAUUUCCAGUCUGUAAUCUGGAAGUAUAGUUUUGAUGAUACAGAAUGAACAAGUAAAGGGCCAUUGGUUAUGUAGCAUUUGUACAGACUUUCCAACAAAAGGUUUAAUCCAUUGACUUUGAAGGUAACAUUUCCUAAAUCUUUGAUCUGCAUCCUACACUAGGUGGGUAUAAUUCUUACUGUCACAUUUAAAAACAAAAAAACCUCUUCUGGUACGGAGAGGCUAGUGGCAGUAUCACAGGUACAGUGCAUUAUUUUAUAAACCCUUCCUCCAAACUGCUGAAUGUGAAGCUCUUCCUUGCAGUUCUUCAAAGGUGCUUGAUGUAAUCUUUGCAGCUGAUCAUCACUGUACCCUUUGUCAAGGGCAACUGGCUUGGGAAAGCCAUCUUUCUUAUCAGCUUACUUUGGUGUACUUUUGAAACAUAUCCGCUUUCUGUGUAGAUAUAUACAUCCAGCAACUAUACAGUUUGAGGCUCUCAGCAUUCUAGUGACAUCAAGCUGAACCACGAAAGCAGAGCUUGUAGUGGUUUGUCAUCUGAACCGCUCACUUGAUUUUAUAGACUUGUUCAGUUUUCUUGUUCUAUUUUAUAUAAUACAUGGAUCUUAAUAAAAUAAUUCAAAGGAGGCAGUGUUCCCUCUGGUGUGUCAUCUCCUUCUCUCAUCAUUACUAAUAGAAAAACAUAAUAUGGAUGUAGUUUUAUCAGCAUUGCACUUGUUACACCACAGUGUUUUAAAAUUACAAGUUAAGGAUCCCUUAUCAAAAAUACAAAGUGCUCCAAAAUCCAAAACCUUUUUAAUGGGUGGCUGAGAUAGUAACACCUGAGGGUUCAGUGUUCUUUCAUGCAUAAAAUUAUUAAAAAUAUGUAUAAAGUUACCUUCAGGCUAUGUGUGUAUAAAACAUAAAUGAAUUUCAUGUUUAGACUUGGGCCCCAUUUCCAAGAUAUCUCAUCAUGUAUAUGCAAAUAUUCCAAAACACUCAGCUGUAUUUACUUUUUCCGGCACACAAGCAAAUGACAAACCUUCAUCCUUGCCAUGUCUUUGCUUCCUUUGAGACAGCAAAUGAAUAGAACAUUUAAUGGAGAAUAUGUACAGAUUAAUAUGAAUGACAUUCACUUAAAAUUUCACUGCUGUGCUUCUCUAAUACUUUUUAAAAAAUUUCACCCAUUAAUAAUUAUCAGUCUACAACACAUAAACUUAAUUUCUUGUGUAAUAAGUAUAAAAUCAGUAACGUCUUCAGCAGAGUAAAAAGUUAACACUUGGGGAAAGGUUAGAUUGCUUGCUUAAAAAAACAACAAAUUUCCAGCUGUAUACUUUUUAGUUGCCAAUUUAUUUGUAAUCUUUAUUGUUACUUUUGUUUGGAAAGGAGCAACCUACCUUACAUAGUAGUUAUUACUUUUACUGUAUACAAAGAACUGUUCAUUUUUAUUUUUAUUUUUGCUGACGUACUAAAGCUUAUAGAAAACUAUUAAACUGAUAAUUGAAGGUGUGAA